This is a messenger RNA of Talaromyces proteolyticus, 2132 nucleotides long. RefSeq names its product vesicle coat protein. The record is from RefSeq and is a predicted model, not a curated record. Bases 435 to 1856 code for a protein of 473 amino acids. Gene Ontology annotation, molecular function: GTPase activator activity. Lineage: Eukaryota; Fungi; Ascomycota; Eurotiomycetes; Eurotiales; Trichocomaceae. The transcript has 2 exons. Gene Ontology annotation, biological process: positive regulation of TORC1 signaling; positive regulation of GTPase activity. Gene Ontology annotation, cellular component: cytosol.
CUUUCUUUAAUACCGAUAAUCGACCGCUUCUAUUCUUCUCGAACGUGUCCACUGCCCUCGCCCCCCGUACAAAGAGGCCUGCCAUUGUACAUGUACAUACAUCCUACAGCUCCCUGUUGACUGCAAUACUGCAUGCUUUUCCAGUCGGUGUUCUAUAAUUCUCAUUGUGUUAUCUUAUCUCCUCACCGCCUCCCUGCGUGUCAGUCGGCGUGCGUGUGGCUUGCAUCCCUUCUUUAAACCAAAGCCGCCGUUUGCCUGGACGCCGACGCCCGCUGAUCUCACCAUCAUUCAAUCCCGCCACACCAACUCUUCCUCAUCUCCUUCUCACUCUUUCGUACCCUCCUUCUCUUGGUCACUGUGAUGUCUCUCAGGCUGGUCGUCGCCAUGCCUUGAAGGUCGACUCGCGCUCAGGACUGAUCUCGCGUCAAUCGACCAUGGAUUUUAUUCUCUCUCUGACGCAUUUCUGCGAAGUGCAUGGCCCAACUUCAAUUCUCUGUUCGCAAGUGCUACCAUUUUCCUGCUCACAAUGCCACCCGGACGAGUCCGAUAUCUCGCCAUCCGAGACCCCCUCCACCUCUCAUGACACAGCUUCGACCUCAUCACGCCGAGGCACACGCCGAUUCUCCUCGUCGCCCGCAAACUUGACCCUGUCAACCUCCUUGACGGGCAGCAUCAAAUCGAAUGCAACCCAUUCCCCACAGAAUUUGGAGGACCUCCCCUAUUUCCUCAAACCCCAGCAGCCACAAACCCAGACCGAUCCUGCGGAGCGCCUCAAUCGCCUCGGUGAAACCAAUGGCGAGACUUGUGCCAGCUGUAGCAUCUCUCUGCCGGAGGAUGUGAGCAAGAAGCUGCCAGCCAGCCCGUCCAGCACCAAAGGCGACGGCAAGGCCAAAAACAACAAUAGCCCCGUCCUGCGCUCGCGGGAGGUAGUUUACUCCUGCGGCGGCGCCCACUCAGAGUCCGAGGAAGAAGCGCACGAUCCUCACCUCCAUGCCUCAUUGCCUGAUUCAUUGCAUUCUUUAUCGGUCUCGUCCGAUGUCUCGUGUCACACCCAUAUCUUGACCUAUCUAUCGUUACACGACCCUCCGAAACCGGCUGACUACGCCCUGCUCCGCCAGUCCUCAAUCCGAACCCUUAGUUGCGAGCUGCUUCCGCGCGGUCUCUCAUCCGGCCGCCUCUGCUUUGGUGACUCCGUUGCUGGGUACACCAUUGCAUACGUCUUUCGACUCCCAGAUCCAAUGGCACGUGGAAAGCGACGCAGCUAUGCGCUCGUGGCGCUUGCUGGGAAGGACGCCACUCGUGCUUUCCGCGCUUCUCCUAUCAUCUGGCGCAUUUUCCAGCGCAUUGCGACUGGCAUUGUUACCGCCGCGGAGAAACAUCAGGAAGAAGAGAAGAAGCGGGAGGAACAGGCCCUGCACUCAUCAAACAGUAUCGGCGGUCGUGAUUUCACCCCGAUCUCGUCCUUUCUCACCGGCCGCGCGUAUGACCCGAAUGGGAACCCUCGCCGCGCUGGCCAAAUUCGCGCCCGUAAUUUGGCCGAAAUCGUUGGCAAUGAUUACAUCUUUGCCGAACUACAUGCCCAAUUUGUAACGCUUCUCCAGCAGCUCGGCAACAUGUUUGGAGGAGUCCCGAUUUCUGAUGAGCGAUUCAUCUGCAGCACUGUCGCGCCAGAAGAAACGGUUCCAAGCGAAUCGCGACGUAGCAGUGUCGCUACAGCGUCGACCACCAGCAAGGCCGAUUCGAAGCAGCCGCCUCGCCAUAGACGAGAGCCGAGCGAUCUAGGGUUGUCGUCUUUGAACAUGUCCUCACGACCUCAACCUAUACCCAUUUCGUCGCGCCGUCCGAUUGCCACCUAGAAUUCUCAUUCGGGCGACAUUCGAGUUCUACUAAUGAUAGUAUUGCACAUAAUGUCGUGGAGUUUAGUCUUAGACUGGGAUGGGAUUUUGUUUUAGCAUUUCAGCAUGGAUAGGAGUCUGAUUGUAUAUCCAGGGGUAUCAGUCAUUAUUCAUGACGGCGUUCGAUUGUAUUGCGUUAGUUUUGUAGAAUAGAGCAUCAGUUUACUUUUACAUUAUUAGCUACAUCUUUGAUUUUUAAUCAUUAAGAAUUAUAGUAAAUGGAAGAAUAAAUAAUAC